Messenger RNA from Arvicola amphibius (Eurasian water vole), 1515 nucleotides. RefSeq names its product tropomodulin 4 (gene Tmod4). The coding region runs from base 332 to 1453 and encodes 373 amino acids. Gene Ontology annotation, molecular function: tropomyosin binding. The record is from RefSeq and is a predicted model, not a curated record. Lineage: Eukaryota; Metazoa; Chordata; Mammalia; Rodentia; Cricetidae. The transcript has 8 exons. Gene Ontology annotation, cellular component: striated muscle thin filament; myofibril. Gene Ontology annotation, biological process: pointed-end actin filament capping; muscle contraction; myofibril assembly.
CACCAUGUCAUCAUAUCAGAAGGAAUUGGAGAAAUACAGAGACAUAGAUGAAGAUGAGAUCCUAAGGACCUUGAGCCCAGAGGAGCUGGAACAGCUGGACUGUGAGCUACAAGAAAUGGACCCUGAGGUAGGGGCGCUAGCACAGUGACUGGAGCAUCCCUACAUAUGCGGGAAGGAAUGGGUGCUGGGUGGUGGCUGAGAUCAGGGCCUGAGCUAAGGAACCAGCACUGGGGUCAGGACAUCUGCACAUGCAGGAAGGAUAGUGGAUGCUGGGUGGCUGAGACCAGGGCCUGAGCUAGGGAACCAGCACUAGGGUCAGGGCAUCCCACACAUGCGGGAAGGAGUGGAUGCUGGGUGGCUGAGAUCAGGGCCUGAGGUAAGGAACCAGCACUGGGGUCAGGACAUCUGCACAUGCGGGAAGGAUAGUGGAUGCUGGGUGGCUGAGACUAGGGCUACCAAUAGGACCUGGAAUCCUAGAAAGGCCAGAGAAAAGAUGUCUGGAGAGCGCCUGAUUUGUUCCCCAAAACUCAUCCCUAAGAAUAUGCUCCUGCCAGCUGGACUGAGACAACGUGACCAGACAAAGAAGAGUCCAACAGGGCCACUAGACCGAGAUGCCCUGUUGCAGUACCUGGAACAACAGGCACUGGAAGUCAAGGAGCGUGAUGACCUGGUGCCCUUCACUGGCGAGAAGAAGGGGAAACCCUAUAUUCAGCCCAAGAGAGAAAUCCCAGCAGAGGAACAGAUCACGCUGGAGCCCGAGCUGGAGGAGGCACUGUCCCAUGCCACAGAUGCUGAGAUGUGUGACAUCGCAGCCAUCCUGGGCAUGUACACACUGAUGAGCAACAAGCAAUACUAUGAUGCCAUCUGCAGCGGGGAGAUCUGUAACACCGAAGGCAUUAGCAGUGUGGUACAGCCUGACAAGUAUAAGCCAGUACCAGAUGAACCCCCAAAUCCCACAAACAUUGAGGAGAUGCUAACGAGAGUGCGAAGUAAUGACAAAGAGCUGGAGGAAGUGAACCUCAAUAACAUGCAGGACAUCCCGAUACCCGUGCUCAGUGAGUUAUGUGAAGCGAUGAAGACUAACACCUAUGUCCGGAGCUUCAGUCUGGUGGCCACAAAGAGUGGUGACCCCAUCGCCAAUGCGGUAGCUGACAUGUUGCGUGAGAACCGUAGUCUCCAGAGCCUGAACAUUGAAUCCAACUUCAUCAGCAGCACAGGGCUCAUGGCUGUGCUGAAGGCAGUUCGGGAGAAUGCCACUCUUACCGAGCUUCGUGUAGACAACCAGCGCCAGUGGCCUGGAGAUGCAGUGGAGAUGGAAAUGGCCACUGUGUUGGAGCAGUGUCCCUCCAUUGUGCGCUUCGGGUACCACUUUACACAACAAGGACCACGAGCUCGGGCGGCCCAGGCCAUGACCCGGAACAAUGAGCUGCGUCGCCAGCAAAAGAAGAGAUAGCGCCACCCUUCCUUUUGCUAACAAGAGAUGAGAGCCCUGGACACAUAAGUCCUCAUCUCUCU